GCCGACGCUUCAACGCAUCUCGUCUCGCCUGCAGCACGCCCUUCUGUCAACUGGCCUCUUCUCUGCGACAAGAUCGGCUUUUCUUUCUCUGCGGGCUUAGAUUGCAGACGAUACGCAUUGGGGGAAUUGUGGCUUUUGUAGUAAGCAGGUGACGCGGAUGAAGCCAGAUGACACAGAUCCACGGGAAAGAUGCAGUCACACUCAUGGUUUUCGUGUGUUUGUUUGGACGCAGGUGUGUGAGUGAGUGUUGUUGAUUUGUGUCGAUGACGGAGGUCGACAUAGAGGACAUUGAGCUGCCUCUUCACGCUUUUGACCUCCAGUUCCACCCGUCUGAACCCGUCGUCGCCUCGUCGAACGUCGCCGGCCACGUCUUAUUGUAAGGCGAAGGAGGCCUUGACUGUAUGCUCAUGAAAGGAUGGCAUCUCUCUCUCCCUCUUUGUUGGUGUGUUCACAUCGGUCAGCCACCAAUACAAUGUGGCCGAGGGGACGGCACGGCUCGUGCUGGAGCUGGAGGCCCAUGACGAGUCGUGCAGAGCCAUCCGGUUCUUCCCAGACGGACAGCGUACGCAGGCUGAGUCAGGCGAUGAUCAGUCAUUUCUGUGCCCAUCGUUCAUGUGGAUGGCUGGUCUCACUGCACAGACAUGGUGUCGGGUUCGGCUGACUACCGGGUGCAGGUCGUCGACCGGCAGGGCAACCGCGUCUGGCGGAAAAAACACAGGUGGGCAGACUGGAAGCUAAGCAAUCGUUCUAUCGUUCUUGCUUGAAUGCGUGUUCGUGGUUGUGUGUGUGUGUCGUGCCAUCGUUCGAUAAGGGGGAAGGUGAAUGCAGUGAAUGUGCUGAGCGAGCAGAUCUUUGCGUCAGGUGACGACGACGGGGUCAUCAAGGUGUGGGACCUGCGGCAGCCCAAAUCAGUCAUGAGCUUCCACGAACAGGGGGACUUCAUCUCAGGUCGACAGGGCACGGGUGUCACAAACAAGGCAUCAUACGUCCAUCCUUAGCCACUUCUUGCCUUUGAUGAGUGCAGAUCUGAUGCCGGACGAUGAGGUCAAAUACCUCCUGGCCACCAGGUGAGUGUGUGUGUGUGUGCAGCCACCAUGAUGCACACACAGAGACAAGCGCAUUCCUGUGUUGAUGUGGCGGAUGGAUGGAUGGAUGCAGUGGUGACGGCACAUUGGGUGUUUAUGACCUGCGCACGAGGAAUGGCGAGCUCGAGGCGCUCUCCGACCCACACGACGACGAGUACCUGUCACUGCAAAUCAUGAAGGUGACCAAGACCUCCCGACAGACAGAGACACCCAGACUUUCGCAUACUCACACGUGUGGUUGGUCAUGGCUGAGUCAGGACGGCCGCAAGGUGGUGUGUGGCACCCAGAAUGGCGUGAUAUCGCUGUUCUCGUGGGGCGACUUCGGCGACCUCAACGACCGGCUGCUGGGCCACCCCAUGUCAGUGGACGCAAUGGUCAAGCUGGACGAGUCCACACUACUGACCGGGUCGAGCGACGGCAUCAUCCGCAUCGUCAGCAUAUUGCCCAACAGAAUAAUUGGUCGGCGGGUGCCGGACGGGAGCAAGACACAUGCGGAUCGAUGGAUUGAUGGAUGGAUGGAUGCAUGGAUGGGUUGAUGGGCGUGUGCAGGUGUGCUUGGUGAGCACGGGGAGACGCUGUUUGAGAGGGGCGAAUCGUUCCCCGUCGAGCGGCUCGCACUGGACCCGUCAAAUGCCAUACUCGGUGACCCCACACCAACACGGACAUACCUCUCACUCAAUAUCUGUGUCCUUUCUCUCUGUGUGCCCUGUGCUGGUCGUGUGUGCAGCGAGUCUGUCUCACGAUUUGUGCAUUAAGUUCUGGUCGACGGCCCACGCGUACCUGACGGCCGAGGAGGCCAUGAAGGAGGGGAAAGGAAGAAAAGGCAUGCAAAUCGAUGAGGAUGAUCAUGACGAUGACGACGAUGAUGAUGGUGACGAGGAGGAAGAUGAAGAUGGGCCGGGGCCCGCACCUCCACCUCCUGCUGCAGCAGCUGCUGCUUCUGCUGCUGCGGCGGCGCCAUCAGCUGGGUUGCGUCGCAGCUCACGGCUAAGGGCGAGGAGUGAUGACUUCUUUGAUGACUUGUGACGUACAAGGGAGGGGAUGUGUGUGCGUGUGUGUGUGUGUGGACGCUGAGCAAAUGGGAUGCGUGUGUGUUUUUGGGUUGUCUUCUGCUGUCGAUGC
Messenger RNA from Vitrella brassicaformis, 2207 nucleotides. The record is from the annotation of a GenBank genome assembly. NCBI's taxonomy places the organism in Eukaryota, Vitrellaceae.